AUUGACAAGACAAUAUUAGACACUGAAACUGAUAUUCUACCAAGACAGUAUUGUCACACUUUUAUAAUAAUAAACUAAUAUUCACGUAUUUACGAUCAGUUGCACGUACAAUACAUUUUACAAAAAUGACUACAAUUAGACCAUUUACUUGUGAGGACAUGUUGAAAUUCAACAAUGUAAAUUUGGACCCUCUUACUGAAACUUAUGGGCUAUCGUUUUACACUCAAUAUUUAGCCCAUUGGCCAGAAUAUUUUCAAGUCGUUGAGUCUCCAAGUGGAGAAAUAAUGGGAUAUAUUAUGGGAAAGGCAGAGGGUCAUGGUGAGAACUGGCAUGGUCAUGUCACCGCAUUGACUGUAGGCCCUGAAUAUAGGAGGCUGGGCCUUGCAGCUACUUUGAUGAACAUUUUGGAAGAUGUGUCAGAAAAGAAAAAAGCAUAUUUUGUAGAUCUCUUCGUAAGAGUAAGCAAUAAAGUUGCCAUUAAUAUGUACAAGAACUUAGGCUACAUAGUGUAUAGGACAGUAUUAGAAUAUUACUCUGGAGAUCCAGAUGAAGAUGCCUAUGAUAUGAGAAAAGCAUGUUCGAGAGAUGUUAAUAAAAAGUCUGUUAUACCACUGACACAUCCAGUUCGGCCCGAAGAUGUGGAUUAGCAAAAACAAAUAAAUGAAAUAAAAUUACAGAAAAUCUU
Molecule: messenger RNA, 685 nt
Organism: Spodoptera frugiperda (fall armyworm)
Lineage: Eukaryota; Metazoa; Arthropoda; Insecta; Lepidoptera; Noctuidae
Gene: Naa20A
Product: N-alpha-acetyltransferase 20
Exons: 5
Coding region: 126-647 (173 amino acids)
Biological process (GO): N-terminal peptidyl-methionine acetylation
Cellular component (GO): NatB complex
Molecular function (GO): protein-N-terminal amino-acid acetyltransferase activity
Source: RefSeq, a predicted model, not a curated record